AAAUCGAGAAGCCAUUCCCGCCUCCUGGAAAUUCAACAUGGCGGCUGUGGAAGAGGCACUCAAAGCUGUUUGCGAAAAAUUCAGAUUUAAAGAGCUAAAUGCUUAUCAAAAGGUUGCAAUCGAAAAAUUUAUGCAGGGUAGAGAUAUUUUUGUGAAUUUGCCAACGGGCUAUGGCAAAUCGCUGAUAUUCCAAGCUCUGCCAACGAUGUUCGACAUGGUAAUGGCUGGUCAGGGGAGUAUUGUUGUUGUUGUCUGCCCGCUUCUUAAUCUAAGCAAGGAUCAAGUUGCCUAUUUGAAUAGCCUGGGUAUUUCUGCAAUAAACAUAAGUCAUGUCGAAAAAGAAGGAGAUCGCAGAGACGUAGAAGCCGGAAAAUAUUCGCUUGUGUAUGGGACACCUGAAUCCUGGCUCGAUAACGAUCGUUGGAGAUCAAUGUUGACUAAUAAAGUAUACUCCGAAAAGCUGUGUGCUAUCGCAGUGGAUGAAGCCCAUGUGAUAAGGCAAUGGGGUACAUCAAGCACUAAUGACCAUGCUGUGUUCCGUGAGUGCUACGCAAGACUACAUGAAUUCCGAAGCCUUGCCCCAAAAGAGCAAAUUGUGGCUUUAACAGCAACAGCAACUAAUAAAACAAGAGACACAAUAUUUGACAUUCUAUUAAUGAAAGAACCUUACGUUAUUUUUGACAGUCCAAAUAAGCCCAACCUUACCUACUCCAUUCAUUACAUGGAAAAGGAAGUGGACAUUGUAUAUUAUUUAGGUUGGCUGGCAGAUGACUUGAGAACCAACAAGGAAGAAUGUGCUAGAACUAUUGUCUACUGUCAAACUAUUAAACAGUGUGGUGUUAUUUAUGCUACAAUCAGAGGUCUGCUUGGUAAAGACAUGUUUACACCUAAUGAUGAGGCUAUGUUGGAAAUGCUCCACUCUUGCACACCUGUGGCUAACAAAAAUACAAUUAUGGAGUCUUUUUCAACUGAAGCUGGCAAGAUACGUGUUUUGGUCGCAACAAUAGCCUUUGGAAUGGGCGUAAAUUGCAAAGCUGUGAGUAGAGUUGUGCAUUUUGGCCCUGCGAAGAAUAUAGAAUCUUAUGCUCAAGAAACUGGUCGAGCUGGGAGGGAUGGAAGUCCAGCUCAAGCAAUUCUCCUGUACAAUGGUCUACUAUUGGCACAUGUUGAAGGUAACAUGACGAUGUAUGCGACAAGUUCAGAAUGUAGACGAAAGGGUCUUAUGAAACAUUUUGAAGCUGAAUUUACCCACAUUUCUCAUUUGCAUUUAUGUUGUGACAUCUGCGCAAUGGUCUGCAAGUGUAGCUUACCAAGUUGUGGAAAAAGUACUGAAAUCCCAUCAUAUAAAACUAAUGCCAACACUGCAAGAAAGACUAGACAGGUGUCUCAUGAGCAAAAGGCAAGUGUUUGUCAAGAACUGAACAUAUACCACAAAGAAUUAGUAAGGAACCUUUUGAAAACAACAUCAAUGUGCCAGAUCAAUAUUUUCACUGAUAUAUCAUUUGUGCUAGGAUUCUCCGAGCUCCAAAUUCAACAAGUGUUGAAUAACAUUGAGUCUUUGUUUACAGUACAAGACAUUUAUGAAUAUAUUGAGAUUUGGGAUCUGAGGCAUGCUAAUAAGAUAUUGCAAGUAUUAGCAGACACAUUCAAUGACACUGAUGAGAAUAAUUUGGACAAAGCUGACAUAGAUGACCUCAUGGAUGACUUGUGGGUGGAGGAGUGUAUGUCACUUUUAGAUGAUGAUGAGCUGUUAGCAAAGGUUACAGAUGUUUUCUUACAGGAUAUUUCCAUGUUACAAAAUAUGUCUUUGCUCAAAGAAAACCUCAGUAAUCUUGAGAUAAGUGACACUUCUUUUGCUGCUGUUCCUGAUGUGGUGCAGAAUGUGCUGGGCAACAUGGACAUGAAUUAAAAGUAAAGAUAUCACAAUUUUCUUUGUGGUAUAUGUCAAUUUAUUUGUAUCAAGUAAGACUAAAACAGAUUCUAGAGUGAACAUACUUUAUCCGUGAAAUAUAAACAUUACUAUUAAAUACUACUAAGUUAUGCUAAUUCCCUUGUUCUCUUUUGUGUAAUCAACACCACUUAGUAGUUUUACUAGUAUUUGUUUCACAAAUUAAGCAUGUUCACUCUAUUAUGAGUUCAUUGGUACAAGUGAUAUUGGAAAUGUUUGGAAUUAGUAUCCUAAUAGGAUCAUGCUUCAUAAAACUUUUAAUCCAAUUAAAAAGGUAUAUAAUUUUCUAUGGUUGAAAAACAUAACAUAAUGAAAUUGAACAAUACAACAUUUGUAGUGCAAUAAUUAUUAAUGAUCACUAAACAUGUUUUUCAAUGCAUCCAUUUUUUUCACAUUAUAGAAACUUAAUGUUCAUAAGAAGCCUCCUCUGUAGUUUUCUUUCUGACUAUGAGAUGAGAAAGGUAUGGUAAGAYAAAACACCUAUUGCUUAUCAAUGUAUUAGUGACUGUAUGCCUGUGGAAAUACAGUAGCACAGGGAUACCAACAAAGGAAAAGAGAGAUUUUAAUCUGCCUGCUUAGGAGGCUAGUUCAUACCUUAUAACAGUAUCAUCGUUGUUAUUAUAACUAUAAUUAUGUUCUACAGAGUGCUGUUAAUAUAGUGCUUUUUAUAAUCAA
Messenger RNA from Stylophora pistillata, 2623 nucleotides. RefSeq lists its product as uncharacterized. Gene Ontology annotation, biological process: double-strand break repair via homologous recombination. Gene Ontology annotation, molecular function: ATP binding; nucleic acid binding; four-way junction helicase activity. The record is from RefSeq and is a predicted model, not a curated record. Gene Ontology annotation, cellular component: nucleus; chromosome; cytoplasm. NCBI's taxonomy places the organism in Eukaryota, Metazoa, Cnidaria, Anthozoa, Scleractinia, Pocilloporidae.